AUGUCGUUCUCCGGAUUGCGGAAGCAAUUCAACAAGGCCAAUCAGUACCUAUCAGAGACGAUGGGCGCCGCCGAGCCUACCAAGCUCGACGACGUUUUCAACGAAAUGGAGAAGAACGUUGAUACAACGUUCAAUCUGAUCACCGAACUCGUCAACGGCACAAGUGAAUAUCUGCAACCUAACCCGGCCACUCGCGCGAAGAUGGCAACGGUAGUGGCGGUUUCCAAACUGCGCGGCACCACAAAAACGUCUCCGUACCCACAAACGGAAGGCAUGCUCGCUGACGUCAUGCAAAAGUACGGACAACUGUUGGGAGAGAAGAGCGAUCUUGGAAAGGUUAGUCAAAAAUUUUCAAUGUCUUUUUUUGGGCUCUCAGUCAAUAUUUGCAUCGUUCUAUUCAUUUUAGAGUCUGAACGAUGCAGCGGAAGCGUAUCGACAGAUGGCAGAUAUCAAAUACCAAAUGGAGGACAAUGUCAAGCAGAACUUUCUGGAUCCACUGACACAUUUGCAGAACAACGAGCUGAAGGAUGUGAAUGUAAGGCUUCUUCUUCUCUCCACAUGAAAGUAUCUCAUUUCCAAUGUUUGUUUUUAGCACCAUCGCACAAAACUGAAGGGACGGCGUCUGGACUACGACUGCAAAAAGAGACAACAACGACGAGAUGACGAAAUGAUUCAGGCGGAGGAGAAGCUAGAGGAAUCGAAAAGGCUCGCCGAAAUGUCCAUGUACAAUGUGCUCAGCAACGACGUACAUAAUAGCCCAUCCUCAAUUGUUUUGCCGGCUCACACGCUCUUUUGCAGGUCGAACAAAUCUCCCAGCUGCGCGCGCUCAUCGAAGCGCAACUAGAUUUUCAUCGGCAGACGGCUCAAUGUCUUGAAAAUCUGCAACAACAGCUGCAGCACCGCGUCAAAGAGGCGUCGAGCCGGCCGAGAGAGGAGCACGUCCCACUGCUGGUGCUUGGCAACGAAAGCCGCACGCCACGCUCAAGGUAAGGGACCCCCUUCUCUAUUAAUGGCCUGCGUGUUGUUUUCGUAUCGAAGAGCGGAAGCGGAACGGACGGGCUCUCAGCUUUUUAAGAGCACUGAAGCAUUUCAUUUUGUGAGCCUAUUCACAAGAAAAGACUGCAUGAUUGAUUACGAAUAUUUUUUUCAAAAAAGAAAACUUGGGUAACGUCCAGAAAAUAUAGAUAUGAUAGGGGCACCGCACAGAAAUGGCGCUCUGUUGAGAAACUCUUUUUGCAGUGCAAAUUGAGCGACCUCGGGGCCGAGUUUGUAAAAUUAAGCCCCGUUUUCAGUGGAAAAUUACUUCGCGGCCUAGAAAUUCGGUCAGAUUGCUAACAGCGCGCCCUUUCUGUCUGGUGCCCCUAUAAUAUGAUUAUUGUGGUUGUGAUUUUGUUCUGCAUGCUCAAAGCCUUUUCCAAAACAUCCCUUCAGUUUCAGAUCGCCGGCUCCUUCGGAGAUGACUCAGAAUUCUGGAUCAUCAGGGGUAUAUUUUCGACUGACUUUAACUGUGACGAUCUUAAAAUGUUUAGAUUGCCCAAAACGGCGGAGCAUCGCAGGCUCCACCAGCUUAUCAAGGACCUCCUCCCGGUGGAAUGCCGCCUCCGCUCUCCCAACAGCAGAAGCCACAAUGUCGCGCUCUGUUCGAUUUUGAGGCCCAGAGCGAAGGAGAGCUUGACUUCAAAGAGGGAUCGGUGAUUGAGUUGGUGUCACAGAUUGAUGAGAAUUGGUACGAGGGACGAUGCAACGGAAAGUCCGGAUUGUUCCCAGUAACCUAUGUGCAGGUGUUGGUCCCUCUCAAAUGA
Messenger RNA from Caenorhabditis sp. 36 PRJEB53466, 1802 nucleotides. Lineage: Eukaryota; Metazoa; Nematoda; Chromadorea; Rhabditida; Rhabditidae. The record is from the annotation of a GenBank genome assembly.